AUGAUGGAAGACAAAAAAGAGAAGGUCCUCGAUGCAGCAAAUGUCGUGGAGGCAAAGGCAAUGAGUGCAAUAGAUAAUGUUGAGAAGUCGAGUCUCGGAAGCUCCAUCCCGCUUGAGGUAAGUCUCCCUCUCCGCGAGCUGACAAAGUACUUAAUGCUUUUCACCAUAUUUGAGUCUAUCCCCGUAUACCUGAUUUCUUGUGAAGAGAACAAGAAUGAGUUCUUGCACUGGAUCUCGAGAGGAACUGGAUUCAUCUUUCUCAUCAUAGCAAUUAUGGCUGCGGCAUUAGACAUUGUCACCUUCUAUGGAAAGAUGUUCAACUUUUACAAAUUUGUGGUUCCGGUGACUCUUGUAAAAACGGCAUUGGCAUUUCUUGUUAUAGUGUUUUCUAACAUAAGCUCCAUAUACGUGGUGUUUUUGGCUGUGCUCUAUUCUCUGAGGAUAGCUCUGUUUGAUGCAUUGUUUUUGUACUAUCUUGCAAUACUUUUGAGAAGAAUCGAAUCUGACGAGUAUGACAACAACGGAGAAAGGAUUAGAACAAAAGAUGAGAAAGGAGAAAAAGUAUGA
Messenger RNA from Encephalitozoon hellem ATCC 50504, 567 nucleotides. RefSeq lists its product as uncharacterized. Lineage: Eukaryota; Fungi; Microsporidia; Unikaryonidae. The coding region runs from base 1 to 567 and encodes 188 amino acids. The transcript has a single exon. The record is from RefSeq and is a predicted model, not a curated record.